AUAAAUGUAUCAUCUACAAAACAUUUAUGCAAAGAAAAAUCUAGUGUAUAAUGUCCCUUUAAGUCUAGCUCUAAAAUAGAUUGCCAAGGUUUAAAUCGCAAGAUUAAAUAGUAGAGGAGAGAUUAGGCAUCCCUUUCGAGUACCUUUCUUCAAUUGGAAAUUCUCUGAUAUACCACCAUUAACUAGUACUAUUGAGAAUGCAUUAGAAUGUGUCAUGUGAAUCCAAACUUCCCAUAUUUAAAGUUAAUCAGAAACAUUAUUUAUUAUUAUCUCUAAAACAUUCAAUAUACUUUUUACAGACACGGCCAAAGCACUAAGAGAUAUCGGGUAUUGAUAUAACUGGAGUGAAUUAGGAAACGUUCUUCCUGAGCACAGACACUGGAGCCUGUUAUCAGCAUGAACUCAUAUGUGUUAGACAAACAUGUGAAUAGUUCAUAUCCAUCCUUCACUACAGGAAGCAUCAGAAUGAUACCGCAGACUCCAACAUUUUUAGACACUAAAGACUUUUCACAAACAUUGGGAAAAUCACAGCAGAUAUUUAAAGGAGAUGGUGAAUUAUCAGGAACUAGGCAGCAAUCAUUAUGUACAGAGAGUAAUUUAGUCAUCAAACAAGAAGACAAUAUUUAUGCCUUAUCUAGUGAAAUAAUUAUCGCAGAGGAUAAACCACACACAUUUACUGAGAGUUCAAAACAUUUUAAAGAAGGUAAAAGUCUACAGUCUAGCCAAAUGAUUCUUGCAAAGGAGAAACCUUUCAAAUGUACAGAAUGUGGAGUACAGUUUACACAAAGCUCCAGUCUCUUAACCCACAAAAGGAUUCACGCAGGAGAAAACCUUUUCAUAUGUACAGAAUGUGGGAACAUUUUUUCAGGCAAGUCAAGUUUCCUAACACAUCAACUUAUUCACACAGAGGAGAAACCAUUCACCUGUACUCAAUGUGGAAAACGUUUUAAACUAAAGGGUAACCUGAAAACUCAUGAAAGGAUUCACACGGGAGAAAGACCUUUUAUAUGUACAGAGUGUGGAAACUCUUUUACAGAAAAGAGUACUCUGAAAACUCAUGAAAGGAUUCACACAGGGGAAAAGCCUUUUACAUGUACAGAGUGUGGAAAAGUUUUUACAGAAAAGAGAAGUCUGAAAACUCAUGAAAGGAUUCACACAGGGGAAAAACCGUUCACAUGUACAGAGUGUGGAAAAAGUUUUAUACGAAUGGGUGGUUUGAAAAGUCAUGAAAGGAUUCACAUAGGGGAAAAGCCUUUCACAUGUACAGAGUGUGAAAAAAGUUUUACACAAAUGAGUUGUCUGAAAAGUCACGAAAGGAUUCACACUGGGGAAAAACCGUUCACAUGUACAGAGUGUGGAAAAAGUUUUAUACAAAUGGGUGGUUUGAAAAGUCAUGAAAGGAUUCACAUAGGGGAAAAGCCUUUCACAUGUACAGAGUGUGGAAAAAGUUUUACACAAAUGAGUUGUCUGAAAAGUCAUGAAAGGAUUCACAUAGGGGAAAAGCCUUUCACAUGUACAGAGUGUGGAAAAAGUUUUACCGAAAAGAGUCAUCUGAAAAAUCAUGAAAGGAGUCACACAGGAGAAAAGCCUUUCACAUGUACAGAGUGUGGAAAAGGUUUUAUAAAAAAGAAUCAUCUGAAAACUCAUGAAAAGAUUCACACAGGAGAAAAACCGUUCACAUGUACAGAGUGUGGAAAAAGUUUUACACAAAAGAGUAAUCUAACUACUCAUGAAAAGAUUCACACAGGAGAAAAGCCGUUCACAUGUACAGAAUGUGGAAAAAGUUUUACACAAAUGGAUAGUCUGAAAACUCAUGAAAGGAUUCACACAGGAGAAAAUCCUUUCAAAUGUACAGAGUGUGGAAAAAGUUUUAAACAAAAGGGUAAUCUGAAAACUCAUGAAAGGAUUCACAAGGGAAGAAACUUUUCACAUGUUUAGAAAGUAGAAGAAAAAGAUUUCCAUUGAAGUCAGGUAUCACAAAGCACCAAAUAUUUACACACAAAUAAACUUUAUAUACACAGUGCACAAACCUUUUUACAAUUAUCCUAAAGAGGGCGAACUCUCUAAAUAGAAGCAUCAAAAGAGAUGUUAUUGUAAAUAAUACUUUCUAAAUCCCAGUUAUAAAAGCCCCAUAUUGGAAGCGC
Molecule: messenger RNA, 2144 nt
Organism: Bombina bombina (fire-bellied toad)
Lineage: Eukaryota; Metazoa; Chordata; Amphibia; Anura; Bombinatoridae
Product: gastrula zinc finger protein XlCGF26.1-like
Exons: 2
Coding region: 397-1938 (513 amino acids)
Biological process (GO): regulation of transcription by RNA polymerase II
Molecular function (GO): RNA polymerase II cis-regulatory region sequence-specific DNA binding; DNA-binding transcription factor activity
Source: RefSeq, a predicted model, not a curated record